This is a messenger RNA of Austrofundulus limnaeus, 4801 nucleotides long. It is a transcript of the gene ctnnd1, whose product is annotated as catenin (cadherin-associated protein), delta 1. Gene Ontology annotation, cellular component: nucleus; plasma membrane; adherens junction. Gene Ontology annotation, molecular function: protein binding. NCBI's taxonomy places the organism in Eukaryota, Metazoa, Chordata, Actinopteri, Cyprinodontiformes, Rivulidae. The record is from RefSeq and is a predicted model, not a curated record. The transcript has 24 exons. Gene Ontology annotation, biological process: cell-cell adhesion. The coding region runs from base 410 to 3253 and encodes 947 amino acids.
GUGGGUGUUUUCUCUGUGUGUCUCGUUGCARCUCAUCUUUUGCCCUGCGGUCGGUCGGGGCUCGCGUUUUAUUUAUUUAUUUYCCCCCCACKGCUGUUUACUUCGACGGCACCGAGGUGUUUUUGUUGUCCUGCUUGACUCGGCUCUUCUUCGUGUCGGGUCGAGCUCCUCCGGACUGUACCGCCGCAGCAGCAGUACAAGAAGAAGUCGGCUAGGCCUGAAGCCACAAACACCUAUGGACUUUGGAAAACAAACCUAAGUGUCUCCGGAGUCGGAUUGUUUGAGAAACAGAAAAGAGCAGCACAAAGAAGGAGUAAAGGACUCCCUUUUUAGGACAACGUUCCAACAGCUGAGACAGGAUAUGACACGUUAAAUCUCACUGUGGAAUGUAUGACAAUGGUGAGUGUGAAUGGAGCAGUGUGCGAGUACGGCCUCCCUGCUGGCCUCGGUGUGGGAGCAGGAGAGGCAGUUUGAGAUGCUGAGCCGAGCUCUGGAGGAGGAGCGGAGGUCGUGUGCCGGCACCUUGCCCCGCCCCCUCCCCAACAUGCAGAACGGCCGUAUUCCUUGUGAUGCAGAAAUAGAGAGGUUGACAUUGAGUGAGGGUUACAUCAACGGGACACAUCACUUCAGGAUGGAGCCUGGUCAGAUGGUGCAGGAGACAUAUACGGUGGAGGAGGACCCUCAUGAGCUGCCACCUGUUGUCUCAGUGGAGACCAGUGAUGAUGGGACCACACGGCGCACAGAAACCACGGUAAAAAAAGUUGUAAAGACCACCACCACUCGAACAGUCAUCCCCUCUGUGUCAGACACGCUGUCCAUAGACGGUGGAGGGUCACUUGUGGGGGGCUACACCUCUUCACCCAUGGACCUGGGCUACAGGCAGGGCCCUGCAGGUGCAGUACCCAUGGAUUACCCUGCCCGCACCGUACCCCGCAACUACAACUACGCACCUCCGGGGGGAUACGAUGACUACCGUGCUGCACCUACAUCUGAUGCGUACACGAGCCUUAGCCGGGGCGCUCGUAUGGAUGAUCGCUACAGACCGGUCCAUCCAGAUGGCUACAGAACUCUGGAUCCGAGCUACAGAGCCCCCAGUAGAAACCAGUUGGACCCUUAUGCUGCUCAGCCACAGGUUGGGCGUUCAGAGCUAUCCGCCAUUCCGAGGUUUGUUCCGGAUUCGUACGGUCUGGAGGAUGAUCAACGCAGCAUCGGCUUCGAUGAGCCUGACUAYGGCAUGGGAAACCCAGUGCACUACAGCACAUUGCCUCUGAACCACCAUGUCUACACUGGAGGAACCCCGCGCAGGGCUGGGAGUUAUGAAGCUCUUUUGGACGGUGCGUCAGACAUGUUCUAUUAUAGCAGAGGGGCACCAUUGGCUCAGGGGGAGAGGGGAAGCAUGGCUUCUCUGGACGGCACCCUGAGGAAAGGACCCCCACCUGGUGGCUGGCGUGAGCCGGAGCUGCCAGAAGUCAUCGCCAUGCUCAACUACAGGCUGGACCCCGUCAGGAGCAACGCAGCUGCGUAUCUGCAGCAUCUCACCUUUAAGAAUGACAAAGUGAAGUCUGAUGUUCGUCGUCUAAAAGGCAUUCCUGCUCUGGUGUCRAUGCUCGACAACCCAAACAGAGAGGUCCACUUUGCAGCUUGUGGAGCACUAAAGAACAUUUCUUAUGGCAAAGAGGCAGACAAUAAAAUAGCCAUUAAGAACUGUGAUGGAGUUCCUGCCCUGAUCCGGCUGCUGAGGAAGAUCCACGACCAGGAGCUCACAGACAUCAUCACAGGCACGCUGUGGAACCUGUCGUCCCACGAUUCUGUAAAAAUGGAGAUCGUGGACCACGCGCUGCACGCCCUCUCCGACGAGGUCAUGGUGCCCCACUCGGGCUGGGAGCAAGGCAGCAACGGGGCAGCUGGUGGCGAAGAAAACCUCAAGCCCAGACAUCUUGAGUGGGAGGUGUCGCUCACUAAUACGGCAGGCUGCCUGAGAAAUGUAAGUUCAGAGCGAAGUGAAGCCAGGAGGAAGAUGAGGGAGUGCACAGGAUUGGUGGACUCUGUCAUGUACAUUGUUCAGUCCCAGAUUAACUGUAAGGAUAUGAACAAUAAGCUGACGGAGAACUGCGUCUGUCUGCUGAGGAAUUUGUCUUAUCACUUGCAUCGUGAAAUACCCGGACAUGAGCGCUACUUUGAGGCCACGCCCGUCAGUCAUGGCCCCGCCUCCUCCAGCCAGAAGGGCGGCUGCUUCAGCUCUCGCAAGGGCAAAGAUGAGUGGUUUUCCAAAGGGCCAAGAGAUGAGAGCGCAGCUAACGAACCAAUGGAUAUUCCAAAGAGGACAUCUCCUGCUUCAGGUUAUGAGCUGCUGUUUCAGCCAGAAGUGGUCCACAUCUACAAAUCACUGCUGAUGGAGUCCCAGAAUCCCACCGUGCUGGAAGCUUCAGCCGGAGCUAUUCAGAACCUGUGUGCUGGGCAGUGGACUUAUGGACGCUACAUUCGUACCAUGAUGCGCAAGGACAAGGGUCUGGCUGUAGUGGCCGAGCUUCUGGGCCACAGCAACGACCGAGUAAUCCGAGCCAUGUCUGGAGCUCUUCGCAACCUCGCCAUAGAUCCUGUCAACAGGGAACUACUAGGUCAAAAUGCAAUACCUCCUCUUGUAGCCAACCUGCCUAGUAGUGGUCAGAAUCAGCCGUCAAAACCGGUGUCGGAGGAGACCGUGGUKUCCAUCCUGAGCACCCUCCACGAGGUGCUGGGCUCCAGUGUYGAAUCAGCCAAAAUCCUCAGGUCCAGUCAAGGAAUCGAGAGACUAGUGCUCAUCAAUAAGGACGGUCGGCACUCUGACCGAGAAGUACGCGGAGCCGGUCUGAUUCUGCAGAAAGUCUGGGGCUACAAAGAGCUCCGUCGCACUUUGGAGAARGACGGCUGGAAGAAGACCGACUUCAUGAUCAACCCGAAUCCUUCUGGCAACAACACCAGAGYGAAUGGAGAGGCCGAGGAAAGCUCUGUUCCACUCAUAGACAAAGGGGGCAGAAAUGACGGAGAAUCAAUUCCAAUGAACGAUAUGGGACCAGAUGCCUACUCCACACUGGAUCCGAGAGGAAGACGGAACACGCUGGAUAACACACUCGAACCUGCUGACAAAGAUGCGGCUCAGGGAGAGAUGUAUGGGGAGAGGCAGGCCUCCUUGCCUCUGAUGGAUUCUUAUGAUGAAAAACUGAUMGUGUGCAUCACGAGACGACAGCCUCCCCCCACUUACUGCCCCUGCUGAACUGACACCACAAGGGACCACAACACUACCAACGGGACUCAACUCCAACAUUUACACUCACUCCUCCUCAUAGCUUCUCUCUUCUCUCUGUUUCUGUCUGUGCUACAUUCCUCCUUCGCAGCGGACAUGUGAAUGAAACCACGCGAAUCGUCUCGUGGACCUAAAGCUUCCUGUGGACAGCCGUUAGUGACACUAUGACCACUCGAUCUACAACACUAACGCUCGUCAGAAACCAGGGACCGAGGCUUUGUUUGAGAACUUCUCUUUGGAUUUUAACCAGUUAAAGGAUCGGAGUCUGACCCUUUCUGAUGAAAUUUUACAUUUAUGUUGAUGACACUGUUUAGAAGAAAGCUCCUUCCUUGUUAAACACUACAACAAUAAUUUCUAUUUAAAUUUUAAAUUUUGUUGUUUAUGCUGUGGUUGCUCUUAAACUUGCUUUACUCCAAAACAUUUAUACACCGUACCUGUGCCAAAUGACAAAAACAAGUUUGUCAUAAAAGUGGGUUUUUGUUCCCCGGUAGCUACACCAGUAUCAUCAUCUGCUUUUAUUUUCAGCUCAUCGCCAAGGCAUUCUCAGUUCACAGAAAAAGCAUUAUCCUAGUUUUGUUUUCUUUUUUUAAAGCAGUCUUUAUCGAGGUAAUUUUUGGGAGACACUACAAGAAUCSGUGGAUGCAUUAAAUUGUUUUUGCUUGCCUUUAACCUGAUGAAUGUGUAAAUAAAAACAAAAGUCUUAGCUGCGGGGUUAACUAGAGUGCCUCACAUAUUCAGGAUGGAGCUGAAAACCUGGAAGACAUUCAAUUGUCUUUUCACUGCAGCUAGCAGGUUUUAGAAAUAUAUAUAUUUUAUUUUACGGUUAAACUCAUCAAAUCUGUCUUAUUUCAUGCUUUACAAACCCGUGGUCUACCUGCCAAUAUUUUCUCAGUUUUGCCCACAUUAGUGCAGCGUAAGAUGUAGAUAAUCAGUGGAAUAUUAAAAGAAGCACUAUGAGGGCAUAAUCUUUACUUUUCUAUCUUUGUUUUUAUAUUUUGUUUAUACCAGUUGAAAAAUGACAAAGCCUUAUUUUCCCAAGCAGAGAAAUUGYCUUCAUGAGUGAAUUUACUUAAAAAAAAAAAAACUGCAAGGGUUGGUGUCAGAAAAACCGUUCAGAGGCAAAUACCAUAAUUAGCUAAAAUAAAAUAAAAAAAACAUGGAAAAAUGAAUAAAAGCACAUUUAAACUAUAUAUAAUUACAAGAGAAUAUUUCUUAAUUUUAAUAGUUUUAUGUAUUUUAUUGAUUUGGUGUUAAUUGUUUUGGGUUUUCUGGGUUAAUGCAUAUGCAAUCAGUUUUUAUGUUUUGAUUGUAAYGUUCAGUUUAUGUCUUAAAGCAAACCAAGUUAGCUGAAUAAAAAACUUAUCACAUUCGUCAUGUAAAACAACAAAAAUCAGAUUGUGAACUACACCUUAAUCUCUUUGCCUUGGCUUUUGAAAACUUGCACAUUCUCAUUUAUGAUUGAAUUACGUACCUAGCAAUAAUGUUUUUAAUAAAAGAGAAACUGAUUUCUGAAUGCUA